Molecule: messenger RNA, 1786 nt
Organism: Equus caballus (horse)
Lineage: Eukaryota; Metazoa; Chordata; Mammalia; Perissodactyla; Equidae
Product: protein FAM187B-like
Source: RefSeq, a predicted model, not a curated record
AUGGUACUCCUGAAUUCACAAUGCCCAGGGUGGUUCCUAGCCUCCUUCCGUAGUCUCUGGCUACCAUUGCUGGCCACCCUGUGGCUGCUUAGCCUUUCUCUCCCCACUCUGUGGGGCCAGGUAUUAAUCAGCUGUGCCUACAAGAGUCUCUGCCAGCGGGCCCGACUCUUGGGCAACGAUGUUGUCCUUCACUGUGACCGUCCCAAGGCACUCUGGUACUUCUCUUCCAUUCUGGGGGAGGAUCCCUUGCUGCUGUCCUCAAUGCCUAACGUAAAGAAACUGCCUCAGGGCAGCAUCCAAUUGACCAACCCUCAGCCCUCCCAGACAGGCCUCUAUCACUGCCAGGACAAUGACAGUGCUCUCGUGGUGGAGUAUGAGAUUGACUUCCAAGAUGUCAGCACACUGCAUAUUACGCACAAAGGCCUCCGCCAAAAGCCCCUGAAGAAUGAGACCUGGAGGCUGGGUGGCAAUGUACUCAUCUUCACCCGCUGGGAGCCCUGGCAGGACUGUAACCACUGUGGGGAGCCAGGUGAGCGCAAACGCCUGGGGUACUGCUGCAUCCAGGAGCCCCUGGAAAAACCCAUGCCCUGCUGGCUCUGUCUGAGAGAGGAGAAGGUGCCAUACAGCCGCGUGCGGCCUGAGCUGCAGGUGGAAGCCUGUCUUGUACCCUGCGACUACGUCAAGGAAAUCACCUAGCCAUACUUCACCUUUGACAUUUACCAGUUGGGCAAGCUGACCAACAACAUGUGGCUCACCUGCCCCUUGGCCUCCAUCUACAGGUAACUGGACCAGGGCAUCAGCCCUGCCUUUAACCCUCCCCCAGGCCUUGCUUCCUGUGCCUACCUGGGCCAGGGAUUUAUCUUCCAAUGGAAAAGCGGGCUCUGCCUCCUGGCCCAUAAGCCUUCAUGGUCAGUCUGUGCAGGUAGGGGUCGCUUCCCUGGCUUGUUCAGAUAUUCAUUCAGCAAGAGUUCCCUGGUGCUCAUUGUGAGCCAGGCCCCAGGCAGGCGAUGUUGGGGACACACUGUGACCCAGAGAGACCCAGUCCCUGCCCUCAGAGGCUCCUGAUUUUCGGGGGGAGACCAAAUGCAAAACCUAGAGGCCAAAGCGCUUCAGCCUGUGCUCAUGCCAACACAGACACUAGUGCGGCUUCUGUGUCCUCACUGGGCUCUGAUUGAUACAAUUUCUCCAACCAUCCUUGCGCCAACGCACAGUAUCUUUAUUAUUAUACCUUUAUAGUAAGUUAUCAUUCCCCGUAACAUAGAUUUUCCAACUUUGUUUUUUAAGAUUGUCUUGGUUGUCCUUGGCCCUUUUGUAUAAAAAUUUUGGAAUCAGCUUCUAGUUUCCAUCCAAAAAAAUCCUAUUUUUUUAAAAAGAAACAGGGACUUCAUUAAAUCUAAAGAUAAAUCUGAGUAGAAUCAAUGUGUUAGAAUAUUUAAUUGUCUUCCAAUCCAUGAAUGUCAUAAACACUUCCAUUAUGUAGGCUUUCUUUCAUUUCUCCCUGUAAUGUGGAGUUAUUAAUGUAGAGGUUUUAUGUAUAUUUUAUUCCUAGGUAUUUGAUUUUUUUCAUGCUAUCACAAAUUGUGUCUUUCAGAUUUCCUCUUCUAAUUGUUAGUGGUAUAUAAAAAUAUAUUUAGUAUUUGUAUAUAACCUUGAAUCUAAUUAUUUUGUUAGAUUCGCUAGCCCCCAGUAAAAUGCUGAAUGGAGAAGUCAAUGGCAGACAUGAUUAUGUUAUUCUUAAUAGUUCACUAUUCAGUAUAAUUCUGCUCUAGGUUUUUCUUUUCUUUUU